AAUCAGCGAUAACCCUAGGGCCGCCGCCAUGUUCAGUAAGAGCAAGAACAAAGGAGCGGUAAAUUAGAUCGUAUCGUGUCGAUUUUCGAAUUUUUCCAUCUAGUAACAUCUUGGAGCCAUGUCCGACACGGACAAAUCAGCAGAAGAAAAAGGAGAAGCAGCAGAGAAGAAAGUUUUGGCGACCAAGGUGAAAGGAACUGUAAAGUGGUUUAACGUAAAAAGUGGAUAUGGCUUCAUUAAUCGUGACGACACCAAAGAAGACGUCUUCGUGCAUCAAACAGCCAUUAUUAAGAACAACCCUCGCAAAUAUUUGAGAAGCGUGGGUGACGGAGAGACCGUCGAAUUCGACGUAGUUGCAGGUGAAAAAGGUAACGAGGCAGUCCGUGUCACUGGACCUGAUGGACAAGCUGUUCAGGGAAGCAAGUACGCUGCCGACAGAAGACGCUUUAGACGUUUUUAUCCAAGAGGUCGUGGACGCGGUCGUCAGUCAGGAGGAGAUAAGGAAGAACGCAGUGAGGGAAAUGAAGAGGAAGGAGAAGAAAAAUCAACUGGUCCACCUCGUCGUCCCUUUUGGCGUCGUCGCCCCUUUGGCGGUGGCGGAUUCCGGGGCCGCAGUAUGGGUAGUGGAUACCGAGGAAGAGGACGCGGAGACGGGGACGGUGGACAAGUAGUAGCUCGAGGCAGAGGUCGUGGAUAUUAUCGUGGAAACUACUAUCGCAACGAGUUUUAUGGAUACCGUGGAUUUAGAGGAUACCGUGCAUUCCGCGGUGGAAGAGGACGCGGUCGUGGCAGGUUCAGCAGAGGUUAUCGUGGAGGACGUGGCGGUUCAGGGCGCCGUGAAAAGGGAAGCGACGAUGAAGGUAGCUAUGAUGAAAGCAAAGCCGCUGAUGAAGCAACCACCACUCCAAAGUAA
Dimorphilus gyrociliatus is the source of this 913-nucleotide messenger RNA. Lineage: Eukaryota; Metazoa; Annelida; Polychaeta; Dinophilidae. The record is from the annotation of a GenBank genome assembly.